Lasiosphaeria miniovina is the source of this 1928-nucleotide messenger RNA. RefSeq names its product calcineurin-like phosphoesterase. The coding region runs from base 375 to 1559 and encodes 394 amino acids. Gene Ontology annotation, molecular function: protein serine/threonine phosphatase activity. The record is from RefSeq and is a predicted model, not a curated record. Gene Ontology annotation, cellular component: cytoplasm. The transcript has 3 exons. Gene Ontology annotation, biological process: G1/S transition of mitotic cell cycle. NCBI's taxonomy places the organism in Eukaryota, Fungi, Ascomycota, Sordariomycetes, Sordariales, Lasiosphaeriaceae.
GUCAGCGAGCGCCCCUCCCCAAUCCCUAGGCCCGCAGGGCAGGAUGGCGGGCGCGUAAAUCUCGGGAGACAGACAGGUUCACUUUCUAACCUCUGGACUAGCUGAAGAGCAAAGACCCUCUCCUGCCAGCCAACAUCGAGCCCGAUCCACGCCCUCCCCCCUCACUUAACACCAGCGAGCCGAUCGACCCGAACACGGCGAUACACGUUAAUGCGAACGCCCAUUGCUUGAAUUGUUUGCUAGAAAAAACCCCGCCCGCGCGCAUUCAACCUAAUACUACGACUCGACUGCCCGAUCCAUCCAGCUUCCACAACUUGGCUGGGUAAUUCGAUACCUCCACUUGGGUGCGACUGCCAAACGCCGCCGCACGCAACAUGUCCAGCAUACCAAAACCCGGCCCCGCGAGGCUCCGGCCUGGCGCCGGCCUGGACGAAUGGCUGGAGGAGGCCAAGCAGUGCCAUUAUCUACCCGAGCCCGUCAUGAAGCAGCUCUGCGAGACGGUCAAGGAGGUGCUGAUGGAGGAGUCCAACAUCCAGCCCGUCGUCACCCCCGUCACAAUCUGCGGCGACAUCCACGGCCAGUUCUACGACCUGCUCGAGCUGUUCCGCGUCGCUGGCGGCAUGCCCGGCGACACGGACGUCCAGCCCCCCAAGACGGCCACCACCGUCAUCACCCCCGACGACAUCGAGCCCCCCACCGAGAUCACGAACCCACAGCUCCGGAAGAGGAUAAGAAACGCCGACGCCCCGAGUUCUGGCGUCGUCGACGACGACGAGACCAUCAUCGAGGGGGACUCGAUGGACACCUCCGACCCCACACCCGCCACCACGGCCACCUCGCAGUCCGCAGACACGCGCUUCGUCUUUCUGGGCGAUUUCGUCGACCGCGGCUACUUCAGCUUGGAAACAUUCACGCUGCUAAUGUGUCUGAAAGCAAAAUACCCGGACCGGAUUGUGCUGGUGCGCGGCAACCACGAGUCGCGGCAGAUCACGCAGGUCUACGGCUUCUAUGAGGAGUGCCAGCAAAAGUACGGCAACGCCUCGGUGUGGAAGGCGUGCUGCCAGGUCUUCGACUUCCUCGUGCUGGCCGCCAUCGUCGACGGCACCGUGCUGUGCGUGCACGGCGGCCUCAGCCCCGAGAUCCGCACCAUCGACCAGAUCCGCGUCGUGGCCCGCGCCCAGGAGAUCCCCCACGAGGGCGCCUUCUGCGACCUGGUCUGGAGCGACCCCGAGGACAUCGACACGUGGGCCGUCAGCCCCCGCGGCGCCGGCUGGCUGUUCGGCGACAAGGUCGCCACCGAGUUCAACCACGUCAACGGCCUGACCACCAUUGCGCGUGCGCAUCAGCUCGUCAACGAGGGCUACAAGUUUCACUUCCCGGAAAAGUCGGUCGUGACCGUCUGGUCUGCCCCCAACUACUGCUACAGGUGCGGCAACGUGGCGUCCAUCAUGACGGUCGACAGAGACUUGAAAACAAAGUUUAGCAUAUUCGCGGCCGUCCCAGAGGACCAGCGGCAUGUCCCGGCUAAUCGCCGGGGCCCGGGUGAUUAUUUCCUCUGAGAUGCGCAGCCACCUAGUCUAAGGCGGGGGUAGGGUGGAAAUGGAAGAACGGCUUGCCUUUGUUUUCUUUCGUUUCUGUAGAUAUAAUAUUUUUCAUGUCCUUGCAGGGUUUAUCACAGCAAGGUUCAAACGCACGCAUAAAGGCGCGCGGACACCGUUGAGGAGUGGGAAUGGGAAUGGGAAUGGGAAUGGGAAGGUUGGAAGGGGAGAUGGGAAAGAGGGGAGGCAGGGGGGGUGGUUUAAUGAUACUUUUACCCCCUUGACGGCCCCAUCCCCGAAACCUCUGCUUUUUUGUGAAUAUGUUUGUUUCUUUUUCCUUUCCUGGAUUUUGGGUGCAUCUAUCUUUUUUUCAGGGGGGGGGGGGGGGGG